GCUUUCACUUUCUAAUGUACGACCAGCGAUUUGUGGAGAGAAAGGCUCAAAAAGACCCUGAAGACCGGUGUGUCUUGGAGAGAAUUUUCAGGCAGCGAUGUCAUUACGUCACUGCUGGAACGGAGGAACCGGUGCGCUGCACUGGCAUCAUCAUCAGCUACAGCGCAGCGGCAGAGCGGUAGGAGCGGCAGUGGUGGGACUCUCUCUCUCUCAUCACCAGUGACCCCUUUAGAUUCUACAUGUAAACACGGAUCAUUGGGGGAAUUCUAGAAGCCAAAACUCGACCUCAGACAGCAGCAUAACUCCCUGGCGAGUCUCCCAGUCAGCGGAAACCUGCAACAAUGUCUUCAUCUGUUAGCGAGACAGAGGAGGUGCGCGUCUCGGCGCUGACGCCUUUGAAGUUGGUGGGACUGGUGUGCGUGUUCCUGGCGCUGUGCUUGGACGUUGGAGCCGUGAUGAGCCCGGCAUGGGUGACCGCUGACGACCAGUACUGCUUCUCACUGUGGGAGGCGUGCUGGAAAGCAGCUUCGUCUGAGAUCUGGCAGUGCAACAGCACGCUGGAGUCAGACUGGCAGAUCGCCACCCUGUCCUUGUUGCUAGGCGGAGCUGCUCUGGUCCUGCUCUCCUUCCUGGUGGUCCUGGUGUCCGUGUGUAUCGGCUCUCGGAGACGCUUCAACAGACCGGUCGCUGUCAUGCUGUUCGCUGCAGUGGUGUUGCAGGGCUGCAGUCUGGUCCUCUACCCCAUCAAGUUCACUGAGACCAUCAGCAUGAGCAUAUACCACGAGUUCAACUGGGGUUACGGCCUGGCCUGGGGUGCUACCAUUUUCUCCUUCGGCGGGGGGAUCCUCUACUGCCUCAACCCUAAGAACUAUGAAGACUACUACUGACCCUGCUGGACUGUACCACUGUGCCCCCUCCCCUCUGUAGUCGCUGGCUGUCAUACAUAUCCUAUACUGUAUAAUGCUAAUGCUCGCUAGAGAGACAGGUAGACACAGAGACACAGAGAGAUGCGCGCACACACACACACACACACACACACACACACACACACACACACACACACACACACACACACACACACACACACACACACACACACACACACACACACACACACACACACACAAGCACACGUCAGCAUACAGUAUUUCCUGGGGAAGCAGGCAGCGGCUCAGUGCUGGGGUGGAUGGAUGAUGUCACAGUAUGUAGUACCCUGCUCUGUACUCCCUCUUCAGUCAGAGACUAACAGAUAACAGACUGACCAAUCAGAUCACUCUAUCUGUCCUCAAACCCUGGGACAAGGACUCACUGAAGCACUGUUACCGACCAAGUAUUACUUACAAGGCCGUAGGGAUAAGGAUGAGGCUAAGCUCGGCAAACCCAGAAGGAGAAUCUGGUGCCAGCUACCAUUUAUGUUACGUAGUCUGUCCAUGAGAGAUUAGGAUGAGGCUGCCUGGAAACAGACUUGUCUUCUCACUGGUAGGCAGAGACAGACUGGGAUGACCAACACUGGUAGGCAGAGACAGACUGGGAUGACCAACACUGGUAGGCAGAGACAGACUGGGAUGACCAACACUGGUAGGCAGAAACAGACUGGGAUGACCAACACUGGUAGGCAGAGACAGACUGGGAUGACCAACACUGGUAGGCAGAGACAGACUGGGAUGACCAACACUGGUAGGCAGAGACAGACUGGGAUGACCAACACUGGUAGGCAGAGACAGACUGGGAUGACCAACACUGGUAGGCAGAGACAGACUGGGAUGACCAACACUGGUAGGCAGAGACAGACUGGGAUGACCAACACUGGUAGGCAGAGACAGACUGGGAUGACCAACACUGGUAGGCAGAGACAGACUGGGAUGACCAACACUGGUAGGCAGAGACAGACUGGGAUGACCAACACUGGUAGGCAGAGACAGACUGGGAUGACCAACACUGGUAGGCAGAGACAGACUGGGAUGACCAACACUGGUAGGCAGAGACAGACUGGGAUGACCAACACUGAUAGGCAGAGACAGACUGGGAUGACCAACACUGGUAGGCAGAGACAGACUGGGAUGACCAACACUGGUAGCUUGGCAUGUGAAGGCGAGGAAGAGAUGGCCCACAGGACACCAAUACCACUGUCGUCUACAGUAUAUCUCCAUGGAAGUAUGAACCCCCAUAUCUAGCUAUAGUUGGGGUCAAUUCCAUUUCAAUUCCAGUCAAUUCAGGAAGUUCCAUUUGUCUCCAAUACUUUUCAAUGAGGAAUUGGAGUUUGGUUUACUUUCUGAAAUGAUUGGAAUUGAAAUGGAAUUGACCCCAACCCUGGUAAAGAGGAGGUUUGGUACGUCCCAAUACCCCCAAAACAGGGGUUUCCUUCCUGUCUUCAUAGCCAGUGAAGAGCACAGAGUCAGACAGAGACCGUUGAAGACCGUUUAGGACAAAGCCCAGUAAUGUGGUACUUGUCUGUAGCUUAUGUGGUCUGUCUCAUCACAGCUUUGUCAGGUUUUUGUUAUGUAGAAAUGUUACGUGGUCUAGAAGAGGAGGAUACAGAUUGCUUAGUUUAGUGUCUGGUAACACAUUUACUUCCAACAAUAAUCCAAUGAAAUGUAACCACACAAAUCAAAUAUGAUUAUUUUAAUGGACAUCCUACAGUAGAUUGAGGGGUACAUUGCUGAAUGGCGUUCGUGGAGAUGUAGACGAGAGAGAGAGAGAGAGAGAGAGAGAGAGAGAGAGAGAGAGAGAGAG
This is a messenger RNA of Salvelinus fontinalis (brook trout), 2733 nucleotides long. RefSeq names its product transmembrane protein 47-like. Bases 342 to 887 code for a protein of 181 amino acids. The transcript has 3 exons. Gene Ontology annotation, cellular component: cell-cell junction; membrane. The record is from RefSeq and is a predicted model, not a curated record. Gene Ontology annotation, biological process: cell-cell adhesion. Lineage: Eukaryota; Metazoa; Chordata; Actinopteri; Salmoniformes; Salmonidae.